Leguminivora glycinivorella is the source of this 1154-nucleotide messenger RNA. RefSeq names its product aldo-keto reductase AKR2E4-like. The record is from RefSeq and is a predicted model, not a curated record. The coding region runs from base 154 to 1086 and encodes 310 amino acids. Gene Ontology annotation, molecular function: aldose reductase (NADPH) activity. Lineage: Eukaryota; Metazoa; Arthropoda; Insecta; Lepidoptera; Tortricidae. The transcript is spliced from 7 exons. Gene Ontology annotation, cellular component: cytosol.
CAGCUGACAAAAGCAGCGAAUGUGAAAGUAGUAACCGUGUUCGCUUUGUGACACACUCACGUAAUCUUAGUUGCACCAUUGCACUGCGUAGGACGCCGAAAUUGUGAUUUGGAAUUAAUUUAUUUACUUUCUUCAACUGCAAGUAAGACGAUAAUGGCGGGUAAGGCACCCGUCAUCGAGCUGAACGACGGGAAUAAGAUCCCAGUCGUGGCUCUCGGGACCGGCAGGGGAACCGCAAAAGAUGCACCUAUCGAGGAAGUUUGUCAAGCAGUUGUUUGGGCUAUCGAAGAAGGAUACCGCCACAUAGACACUGCUGCCAUCUACCAGGACGAACCGCAAGUAGGACAAGGCAUCGCUGACGCCAUUGGCAAAGGCUUGGUCAAGAGGGAAGAGCUUUUCGUCACUACAAAGCUAUGGAACGACAGGCACGCCCAGGGCCAGGUGGUACCGGCCCUCCGGGAGUCCCUUCAGCGCCUCGGAUUGGACUACAUUGACCUCUUCUUGAUCCACUUCCCGAUAGCGCUCAACGCCGACGGAUCGCCCUCAAACAUCGACUACGUAGAAACGUGGAAGGGUAUGGAGGAAGCCAAGAAGCUAGGGCUUGCCAAGUCCAUUGGGGUGUCCAACUUUAACAGCACUCAGCUGGACAGACUGUUCGCGAACAGUCAGAUCAAACCUGCUGUUAAUCAAAUAGAGGUUAACCCAACCCUAACACAAGUGCCCCUAGUGUCCCACUGUCAGAAACUCGGCGUAGCAGUGAUGGCGUUCAGUCCCUUCGGCUUUCUCGUCUCCCGGGAGACUAAGGACGACCCUCCGCCCCGCAUUGAUGACCCUACGCUCAUCGCCAUCGCCAGUAAAUACGGGAAGACUACCAGCCAAGUGGUGCUACGGUAUCUGCUCGAUCGCGGUCUAAUCGUCAUCCCCAAGUCUACCAACCAAAAGCGGCUGGCACAGAACCUGGACCUGUUCGAUUUCAAGCUCACAGAUGAGGAGGUGGCCACGAUAAGCCAGUUCAAUAAGGACGUCAGGGUUAUUGACCCCAAGACAUGGAAGGAUUAUCCGAACUACCCUUUUGAGAGGAAUUGAUUUUGUUUUCCGUUCGAACAUUUUUGCAUUUUACUAUAAUUAAUAAAUACUUAGUAUAAUAAUGAAAA